AUGUCCAAGCCAGAAGAUUUCUCUGUUGGGUGGAUUUGUGCCAUCCCCACCGAGUACGUUGCUGCCCAGGCACUGCUCGAUGAAACUUACGAAGUGAAGUUUCACCUGCCCAAUAACAACAAUGAUUACGCCUAUGGGAGAAUCGGAGACCACAACGUAGUGAUCUCAGUCCUCCCUAUUGGCGAAUAUGGAACAGCGCAAGCAUCUCGGGUGGCCGAGGGAAUGAUGAUUAGUUUCUCAAAUCUCCGAGUUGCGCUGAUGGUUGGUAUUGGCGGAGGAGCACCGAACCGGAAGCACGAUAUUCGGCUCGGUGAUAUUGUGGUCAGCUCGCCUUCUUCUGGAGAAGGCGGGGUUUACCAGUAUGACUUUGGAAAGGCCAUUCAGGGCAAAGCUUUUGAGCAAACAGGGUUUCUAAAUAUGCCACCUCCUAUAUUGCGGGCGGCGGUAGCCGGACUCAAAGCCAAAUAUGAAUUGAAUGGACAUACCUUGGAAGAGACCAUCGAGAAAGCUCUUGCGCUGAAACCACGUCUCCGCAAGAAGUACAGGCGUCCAGACCUUGCGUCCGAUCGACUGUUCCGAAGUGAAGUUGUCCAUCGAUCUAGCGAUGAGCCGUGUGAUCCAGGGUGUGGCGAUAACCAAUCCGAUCUUGUGUCACGCGAGCCACGCGACGAAAAUGAUGACAACCCGGCAAUUCACUAUGGUCUUAUUGCAUCGGGCAACUCACUCAUGAAGGAUGCCAUCAUACGCGAUCAAUUUGCAGCAAAGAAAAAUAUUCUAUGCUUUGAGAUGGAAGCAGCUGGCUUGCUCAAUCAUUUUCCUUGUCUUGUGAUCCGUGGAAUUUGCGAUUACUCCGAUUCCCAUAAGAAUAAGGAGUGGCAGGGAUAUGCAGCCAUGGUUGCCGCAGCAUAUGCCAAAGAUCUGCUGUACCGAAUCCCCUCGCAGAAGGUCAAGGAGCAGCACACUGUCGCAGACACUAUGAAGGCAGCUGAGGUCCAUAAUUACAACUUUUCUUUCGGGGACAACAAUCGUGGUGUUCAAGUCGGCUGGAAUGCAGGUUCGAUCAACGAGGGUCAAGGUCAAAGGGCAAUGCCAGCCCUGCAGCGUUUCGGAGUCGCUGAAAGGACUCGGGAGAUGUAA
Molecule: messenger RNA, 1137 nt
Organism: Penicillium waksmanii
Lineage: Eukaryota; Fungi; Ascomycota; Eurotiomycetes; Eurotiales; Aspergillaceae
Exons: 1
Coding region: 1-1137 (378 amino acids)
Biological process (GO): nucleoside metabolic process
Molecular function (GO): catalytic activity
Source: RefSeq, a predicted model, not a curated record